This is a messenger RNA of Setaria italica (foxtail millet), 2999 nucleotides long. RefSeq lists its product as uncharacterized. The transcript is spliced from 3 exons. Bases 79 to 2562 code for a protein of 827 amino acids. The record is from RefSeq and is a predicted model, not a curated record. NCBI's taxonomy places the organism in Eukaryota, Viridiplantae, Streptophyta, Magnoliopsida, Poales, Poaceae.
CUAAAGCAUACUCCAGUUUGGGCGACACAAAGCCACCGAGAAGGACGACAGUGGUCCAAGUAACAAUCAACACGCCCAAUGAACGUGGCAUACCCAUUGAGUAAUCUUCACUUCAUCCCACUCAGAGUCACUGAUAAUCCCUCACGCGUCCUUCUCCCUCACCGUCUCAUCCCGCACCCCGCACACCAGGCGGCCGCCGCCACCUCCCCGAGACCCCGAAUCCCCCUGUCCCCCUCGCUCCCCGCGAGGCCGCUCCGCUGCCCGCCCUCGCUCCCCGUGAGGCCGCGUCCUCUUCUCCUCGAGCACACCAAAGCAAGCAUGGACCAAGGAAGUUCUACGUGUUGUUGCUUCUCCGCGCUCGUGUUGCUGCGCGGCGCCGAGGUUGCGGCGCGAGCGGUUCUGAAAGAAUCCCUCCGGCUGCCCGGCGCCCGCAUGGUCAGGCGGCAAGCGAGCUGGACCAAGGACGCAAACAAGGAAGACAUACCGGAGCUGGUGCUGAACCGCUUGCUGGUGGCGGAGGUGUUCCUGCAGAUGCUCGCGUCGGGGUUGGGGACGGUCGCUCUCGUCUGGGCUACAGUGGUGCUGCUCGGCGGAUUCUCCACCAUGCUCGUGAGAUUGGAUUUCUGGCUCACCACAGCUAUCGUCUUUGUAGAAACCGCCAGAAUCGUCGGCUACAACUCGGCGCCCGAGGCCAAAUUCUUCGUCGAUGUUCCGGCGUCAGCUUUCUUUGGAAGGAACAUUUUGCAGAUCGGAAGUGCGACUGGUUUUGUAGGACUAAUCACUAUGGGGCCAGCACUGAUUGCUCUUGCUCCAAUUUUCGCAGCCUCUGCCUGCAUGACGCUGUCAAUUUGGCGUCUGUUAAGCAUCGAUGGUUACGGUGGCUCCAGUACUGAAUCCAGCAAUGCCAAUCUAAAGCCAGCGCUCAUCUUGUUCUACGCCCUGGUGCUCAGUCAAGGUGUGUUGUUCCUGAUGUGGUUCGUAGUUGCUAUGAGUCGUUCAGCACAAGCUAAAAAAUUGCGUCAGUACUUCAAGAACGAAGAGAUGAUAACUAACAGAUUUAUUGCUAGCACACUCGACACCUGCGUCGAGAAGGGCGUAGUUAACACCUUGAAUAGGACUGUAAUCACUUUUGCGGAAGAAUUGCUGCAAUCUGAACAAAGUGGUGACCACGGUGUUGCAGUCUCAGUGCUACACGUUGUUGUGAUCGAAAGGAAAGAACGCAGAGCUGGAGCAAUUGAGCAGAUUUGUUCUUCUGAACAGUUGGUAGGCAUGCUGUUUCGGUUGCUAAGCUCGAAAAGCCCCCUCGAUCUCGAUACCAGGACACUUGCAGCAAAAAUCGUAAAGAAGCUAUCAAACAAACUGUAUCUAGGUAACAUACCUGGAGCAGCCAACGUGUUAUCAUCUAUGCUUGAUGCGUGCUUCAUGGAAACAAGAGCACAGACAAGCCACAAAACUGGAGAAACUCUAGUCAGCAUCAAAAGUGAUAAUGGAGAAAUCAUUGUUCAUGGCCUUCAGAUUCUUUGCAAGCUUGCUGAUGACCCAGGGAACUGCACAGAGAUGUAUAACACCAAGGAUCUUGUGUCCAAGAUAAUAGCGUCACUCACUCAUGGGCUGCAUAAAGCCAUUGCCAGUGAAUCUGCAACAGUUGAGGUUGUGAUAGCAUCCUUAGGUUUGUUAGUCAAGCUUACCAGCAGGACAGGUGAAAGCAGUACAGAAUUACGCCGUACAAUAUUGGAUGAUAGCAGAACAGUCGGCAACAUUCUUUGGAUCUUGAGCAACAGUAGCCACACAGACAUGAAGAUACUAGCAGUGAAAAUUCUCACGACGCUUACUUUGGGUCAAUUGUCGAAAAAGAGAAAAAGGCUUAUCUUGAGUCAGGUAGGGAGCCCAGACCUUCAGCAGCUGGUCACAAUGUUGAGUGAUGAUGGAAACUCCAAGGAGAACAGAGCUGUGACAGCACAAUUGUUAGCACAACUGUGUGCAAAUUCCAGAACAUCUCAUGACAGGAACCGCCUCAGACCAAUCUCCAGUGCAUUGUCCACGGUUCUGAAAACUAUAAGCAAUACUCAAUGUACAAAUGAUGAUGCCGACACUUGGAGAUUUCUUGGGUGCUUCUUAGGCCUCACCAUGCAGAUUUGUGUCAAUCUUGGCGUUGGUGCAGAUGCUUUUGCUACUGCGGUCAAGGAGAUUCCAGAGGAGGACCUUGUCUUGGUAAAGAAGCUGAAGGAGAUCGUUGAUACUUGUAUUGAAAGAUUAUCUAGAAAUAGUUGUAUGGACGGCGAGAAUGACAUUUCCUUAAUGAUCAUGAAGGCCGCUGCCAAGUUGGCUACGUGGAUGAUGAAGAUGAACCACCAUUACAUCACGCAUUUUUGCCAGGUGAACAUUCUUGAGAAACUGGAGGACGCCACGAACGCCAUGGCAAAACUGGAAGAGUACAUGAUCUUAACCGGAGGUUGUCCUGACGGGUCUGGACGCCACGAGACGCUUUCAUCACUUGUGAAAGGCGUCAAGGAUUUAGUCUCGCAGCAGCAGGCUUGGGCGCAUAUGCGUCAGAUUGUCUGAACGCCGGGCUAUUGAAUGUACUCUGUUUGCCAUGCAUGUUCUGUUAUCUCUGUAUCUUGGUUCGAAAGGAAACCAGAUAAAGAACUAGUUUACUGUGCGGCAUCUGAGAUUGAGAACCAGGCGCAGACACGGCCGGCGGUACAAGCGAGGAGCAGCGGAGGCCGGAGGCUGCGCGAGAGGUGGAGGCGGUGGACCGGCGGCCGCGGCGAACGGGCAAAGAAGGGGGGAAUCCCGGAAAUAGCACCGGUCUCCGACAGUGUUCACGAAACAACACUCUUUCUCAUUUUCUCUCUGAUUACCAAAGAAUUGAUGUUUGGUACAGGGAGGCUAGGAGGCCAAGAGUAUUUACAGUAUAAACUUAGUAUGUAAGAUAAAGUGGACCUUGAGAUAAUGGGUAUAUUAAGUAACAUGAAAUCUAUUAUAUCCGAAAUUCGUGA